UUCUAAAUCAUCGACACGAUCACUGUCACAUCAUAAAACAAAACAACCACUCACACAACUCCUCUUCUCUCAACACAACAGCUUCUCUCCACUUUUUUGCAAUCUCUUCCUUCAGACACACUUCACUCUUACUACUGCAGCUACUAGAGUAUAAAAUGGAAAAUGGAGAUCAGUUUCAGCAAUCAAAGGCCAAAUAUGAUUGCCUUUUAUUUGAUCUUGAUGAUACUCUUUAUCCUUUGAGUUCUGGAUUGUCAGCUCAUGUGACAAAAAAUAUUCAAGAGUACAUGCUUCAAAAGCUUGAGAUAAAAGAGGAUAGAGUUCCUGAAUUAUGUGUUUCUUUAUAUAAGAUUUAUGGGACAACGAUGGCAGGUCUCAAGGCAAUUGGCUAUGACUUUGACUAUGAUGACUUUCAUGGGUUUGUUCAUGGGAGAUUGCCAUAUAAUAUGCUAAAACCUGACCCUGUUCUUAGGGGAAUUUUGCUAAGUCUGCCCUUUCGAAAAAUUGUUUUUACAAACUCGGACGAUGCACAUGCAAAUAGAGUGCUUCAAAGGCUUGGACUAGAGGAUUGUUUUGAGAGAAUCAUAAGCUUUGAGACACUAAAUUCCUCCAAGUCCAAUAACAUCAAUUCUCCUCACAACAAAGAUAGCAAUGAAUAUAAACAAAGUUCCACAGAAAUAUUUGAUUUUUAUGAGUACAUUUGUAGGCCUGAUGCUAAUAUUGUGCUUCCAAAGACCCCAGUUGUUUGUAAACCCUUUCAAGAUGCAUUUGAAAAGGUUUUUAAGAUGGCAGACAUUGACCCUCAAAGAACAUUGUUCUUUGAUGACAGUAUCCGCAAUAUACAGACAGGCAAAUCCUUGGGCCUUCACACAGUCUUGGUGGGUACUUCCCUUAGAACUACAGGAGUGGAUCAUGCCUUGGAGAGUAUCCAUAAUAUGAAGGAAGCAUUUCCAGAACUAUGGGAAGCAGAUGAGAAGAGUAAAAUUGUCAAGUAUUCUAGAAAGGUUGCAAUUGAAACAUCAGUUAAAGCUUAACUUAUAUACAUUUGUGGUGCCUAAUAUUGUCUUGGCAUCUGACUCUGACUAAUGUACUUUUUAUCAGAAUACUAAUAACUGAUAUAUUAAUUAUAUAAAUAAAUGAGUUUUUUUUAUUA
Medicago truncatula (barrel medic) is the source of this 1150-nucleotide messenger RNA. RefSeq lists its product as uncharacterized. The record is from RefSeq and is a predicted model, not a curated record. The coding region runs from base 156 to 1031 and encodes 291 amino acids. The transcript is spliced from 9 exons. NCBI's taxonomy places the organism in Eukaryota, Viridiplantae, Streptophyta, Magnoliopsida, Fabales, Fabaceae.